UGGUUUUAGCGUUAGUGGAGCUGACAUCAUGGUGUCAGAGAGGGACGUUGUUGGGGCUGCUGCGGUUUUCCUUUUCGCCCUCAUCUCAUACAGUGAGGGCAUCGUUGGCGGGAGAGAGGCGGCGCCUCACUCCCGGCCCUACAUGGCCUCCAUCCAGGUGCCGGAGGGAGAGAACCUGAAACACGAGUGUGGAGGGUUUGUGAUCGCAGAUCAGUGGGUGAUGACUGCAGUCCACUGUCUGCCAGCAGGGGCGAAUGGAAGGAAGGUGGUGCUGGGUGUCCAUUCUCUGAGUGAAGCUGAAGAGACAAAGCAGACAAUUGAUAUCCUGGAACUUUACAAUCACCCUGACUUCAGCAUGUCAAAUUAUGAUAAUGACAUCACUUUAAUUAAGUUGGAUCGCCCAUUCAACGCCUCUGAAGCCGUUAAAGCCGUGGACUUUCUGCGAGCGGGUGGCAUGAACCCAGGCACGCAUGCAGAGGUGGAGACGGCCGGGUGGGGGUCCCUCGAUAACCUGGGCUCCCGACCAGACAAGCUCAAGGAGGUGGCGAUCGAGGUGGCCAGCUCGGCUCGGUGCGGACGCGGCGACUACUUCGGCUCAAAGUUCACCAGCAACAUGAUAUGUGCACAUCGAGUAUGCCCACAUCCCUGUGGGCGACCGCACAAGACAGAAGACAGCUGUGAUGGUGACUCCGGGGGUCCUCUGCUCUACAAUGGCAUCGCGGUGGGCAUCACGUCCAAUGGAGGAAAGAAGUGUGGCCAAGUGAAAAAGCCCGGCAUUUACACCAUCAUCUCCCACUACACCGAGUGGAUCGACGGCAUCAUGGCCCCGCAGCCCGAUGCAACACAAGACAUGCAGAGCGCCUAAAAGGAGGUGGCCGUGUUUACAUCGCCACAGCGAUGUACAGGUGGUGUGUGUUCGCCCAGUACGGGGAACAUACACCACCUGUACAAACAGAUUAGCCAUCACUUUAUAAGGGAAUCAUUACAAUAGUUGUAUCACAUUCAGAUGUCUUGAGUUGUAAGAUAACCACCAACCAUGUUUCAUUGCAAUUAACAUACAGUUGUGAUGAAGAGUUUAAAGUAACAUUAUGAAACAAUUGUACCAUAAAAUAACAGCUUUAAAAAAAUUGUGCCGCUACAAUGACUUUUAAUAUGGCGAUUUGCGCCUCCGCCAUCGGGGGUCUGUGGGGAAAUAACUCCGCUAUGUAGGAUUCUGGAGCCGCCCGAUCCGGGGCGGAUGUACUUCGACCUGCUUUCUGGCAGUGAUUACGCAAUGUCAUAUAGUGCCAGUCCACGCUCGAAGCUACAGUAUAAGGGCGAAGAAAAGCGAAGUCUCUCGUCAUGAAUUACACGUUCCAAUGUAAAUUAUGAAUAUGUAGCUUGUUGGUUUUGUAAACAAUAUUGUAUUCGAUCACACGUACUCCACAUUUAGAAAACAACGUACAUAGGCUGAAAACGUGAUCGGUAUUUCAUCUAAACUAAAUGUUGGCAUUCAUCUCCGAUAUCACAAUGAAUAAAACUAUGCAGUCAUAUUGAUGUAAAAUCUUUGAAUAUUCUUACCUUAUCGGUUGACAUCAUUUCUUGGUUUCUGACUGUCUGGUCAUCAAUACAAGUGUAUGCGAGGCUGCAUCUAUCGUAACUGGGUAUUUACCACACUGAAGUAAACGUUAAAUACCUCCAAAACUGAAGGGGGCGCUAAAAGGGAAAAACUCCAUUUUAGAUUUGCGUGAAUAUGUUUUUAUUCACAAAUGUUUUUUUGACUGCAGUGUUCAUAAUAGUGUUAUUAAAUCUAUUCUGAGUGAUUGCAUAACAAAGGCACAACAAGUAACCCAAGAGAUGUGCAGGGAUAAACAUUUUAGUAUUUACACAAGGAAAAGUUGCGCAAUAACUGAAACAACAUUCAGACGGACACUUUUGAGUCCGUUUGUUUUCCAUCUGCAGGACGGUGUUAAGGAAUGCAACUGUGAUGCAACCAAGAUAUCGGCACGCAGUGCAGAUCUCAUGAGCUUGUCGGCUAAGUCCUUGUCCCAAUGGGGAAGUGCAAAAGUAAACCGAAUCUGCAGCUGCUCUUCUUCUUCUCCUCCCCUCCCCCUCCCUUUAGAGAAACAUGGACAUGAAGGAUCCCUGAUGCUUCUGUGCCUCUGUGUGCUUUGGAAAAGCCCCAAACCGCCUCCAAUCGGUUUCAUACAAAAAGCAAAUUAUAACUGAUGCCCGCUGUAAAUAAAAUACAAAGUGUGUGUCAUUUGCUUCUGAUGAAUUUAUUAAUACGCUGACAUCAUCCAAAAUAUAUAGGAAGAUAAUUGUCUUUUGUGAUUUUGUGAAAUUCACUCAUAUGGAGGCAAUUUCCAGCAAACAAACCACGAUGACAUCAUCUACGAAAGCUAUGAAUCUUCAAUGUAUUUCAUUCCAGUGCAGAAUCCCUGCAGGACUGAUUCCAUGUAGUUGAAUAAACGUGUAUCUGAUACCGUCUUUUAAAAAAAAUAAACAAAUGAUACAAUCGCA
Molecule: messenger RNA, 2502 nt
Organism: Pseudoliparis swirei
Lineage: Eukaryota; Metazoa; Chordata; Actinopteri; Perciformes; Liparidae
Gene: cfd
Product: complement factor D (adipsin)
Exons: 5
Coding region: 29-865 (278 amino acids)
Biological process (GO): proteolysis
Molecular function (GO): serine-type endopeptidase activity
Source: RefSeq, a predicted model, not a curated record